Molecule: messenger RNA, 3624 nt
Organism: Pecten maximus
Lineage: Eukaryota; Metazoa; Mollusca; Bivalvia; Pectinida; Pectinidae
Product: muscle M-line assembly protein unc-89-like
Exons: 10
Coding region: 84-3227 (1047 amino acids)
Molecular function (GO): 3'-5'-RNA exonuclease activity
Source: RefSeq, a predicted model, not a curated record
GUCGAAUCAACAUCUACGAUAUAUUCCAUUUCCUGUAAUGGCGGCAUCCUUGUUAUCACGGUAGGAAAGAUAAAAACCCCACAAUGCCCAGAAGUCGAAGAAGCACAGGCAAGAGCCCUGCACCAGUUGCAAAGGAAGAGGCUCCCGCCACUCGUAAGACACGAGGGGCUGCCGCCCCUGCCGCAGAGACACCCUCACCAAAAAAGUCAAGGAAAAGGAGCCCCAGCCCUUCCCCUGCACCAAGGGGUAGAAGUAGAGGAAGAGGUGCAAAGGAACCUGACACUAAAAAAGAGAAAGGACAAGGUGAUGAUGUAGAGGAGCCAAGUCCAAAGAAGGGGCGAGUCACUCGAGCUGUGAUGCAGCAAGAUGCAACACCGACUCGUGGGAGGGCAAGUAGUAGUCGCAAAGCUGCAGAACCAAAAAAACCUGCUCCUUCACCAACCCCGAAAGGUCGCUCCAGCUCUCGUCAAAAGGCUGCUCCUACUCCAACAAAGGCAGAAGAACCAUCAAGAUCACGCAGUAGGUCUAAGCCGGCAAAACCUGAACCCAAAACACCUGAACCCAAACCAGCUAAGGCCAAGAGCCAACCCAAGAGUCAGACCAAGAAAACACCUGUUAAAAAGGCAACACCUAGUCCCAGGAAGGCCCCAGCUAAGCCUAAACCAUCACCAAAGCCCACUGCAUCAAGAAGCAGAAGUAGGGGCAAGAAAGAGGAGAAGGCAAGUGACAUGCCAUCAGCGCAAAUUAUUCUCACAAAGAUUGAUAGUCCUACUAAAUCUAAUACCAGCUUAGCAGAAAAAGAAACAUCACCACCUUCUAGAAGUAGAGCUCGUUCUUCGGCAAAGACUCCGCCUCAGAAGGCCAGUCCUAAGGAAUCUAGAAGAUCUAAAUCCUCUGAGAAAUCUACUCCUCCAACUCGUCGUGGUAGAAGGUCUGCAGAAGCCAAAGAGGAAGUUGAAGAUGAAGCUAAAGAAGAGGACAGUAAGGAAAAUGAGGAUGAAGAGGUGGCAUCAGAAAAAGUCAAAGCUGUAGACGAAUCUGCUAAGUCUGAGGAGGUAAAUAAAGAUGAGGAGAUGGAUACAAAAGAUGCUUCAGCAGAAACUGAGGAUAAAGUAGUAGAGACAGAAAAAGAAGUUGCGGAAGAAGAAAAUGAAAAAGUGGAGGAAAGUAAAGACAAGAUUGAAAAAGAAUCAGAGGAGGAAGAAAGUGGAAAAGUAAGUGAAGAGGAAAAGAAAGAUGGAGAAACUGAGACUGCAGAUGUAGAAGAGACUGAUGAAAAACUGGAAGAGGAAGACCAGAAGCAAGAGGAAGCAGUUGAGGAAAAAAUGGAAGAGGAUGUAGUGAAUGAUAAGGAGGAGCCUUGUAAGCCAGAAGAGGAGUCGCCAGCAUUAAAAUCCUCACCACCAUUGGAAACUUCACCAGUAAAAGAAUUACAACCAUUAGACCCAUCUCCAGCAAAAGAAUCAUCAGCAACAGAGCAAUGUAAACCACCUGAAAUUGAAGAAAUAUCAGAUGAUGAGCCCGUAGAGGAGGAACCAAUGGAAGAGGAUGUUGUUGAAAAACAGAAAGAGGAAGAAUCAAAAGAAACAGCAGCUACACCAGCUGCUGAAGAGUCUAUGACAGCUAAGGCAGAGACUGCCCAGGAAGUCCCAGAACCUGUAAUCACUGACGGAGAGCAGCAAAAUGGAUCCCCUGAUGAUCCUCUUUCUUCUCCGACCCGUAAACGCAAGUGGGAUGAACUUGAUGACGAAGGAGAAGAUGCGUCUCCAAAGAAGGUCCGUCGAUCUAUUGACAUGACUGAUGUCACAAGUGAGGGAGUAGUAACUACGAAUGGGGAGGAUCAAAUUUCAAAACAGGAGACAGAGGAGGAAUCAAUGGAAACCAGUGUAGAUCAGAAGGUGCUGGAGCCAGAAGUGGCACAAACUUCCACAGAUACAGGAAAUCAUAACAUUGAACAGGACUAUGUUGUAGUAAAUAUGGAUGAAAUACCAGCAGCUAAUAGCACAGAAGUCUUACAAUGCAUACCUACAGAAACCCCUACAGAAACCCCAAAAAAGGAGGCAGCUACUGAUUUAGCAGCAGAACAAAGUCAAUCGAUAGCUCCUGCAGCAGAGGUGGUGUCUGAUGUUAAUCAGGAACAAACAACGGCAUCAUUGUCCUCUCCUACAUCAGAAUUUAAUCCAGUGCUGUCCAGGAAAUAUAUCCCCAAUCCAUCAUACCAUCAGUCAGGGGACACAAACAAACAAUUUUCUGUGGUUAGUUACAACAUUUUAGCUCAGUGUCACUUAGAGAGAAAUGACUAUUCAUUUACAGAGUCUCAGUAUUUAGCAGAAAGUUAUCGUCAUCAAAAUCUCAUGAAGGAAAUAGAAUACCUUGGUGCAGAUUUAGUGUGUAUGCAGGAGGUAGGACCCAAGUACUUUGAGUCAAUGCUCAAACCAGCUAUGACCAGGCUGGGAUAUGAGGGCGUAAUGAAGAAAAGGACACAAGAUUAUUUUGAUGAGGGAGAAGCAACUUUCUACAGGACCAGCAGAUUUUCUGUAGUGAACACCCAGACUUACUCCUUAGCAGAUUUAGCAGAACAGGAAUUAGAAGAUGGUGGUGUGAGUGAUGAGGUGAAAGUAUCUAUCAGAAAAUACCUGGACCUGCCAGACGUUCUGGUGCUGACUAAGCUACGUUGUAACACGACAGGCAAUCUACUGUGUGUGGGUAACAUUCAUGUCCAGUGGGGCAAGAUGGAGAUCCCUGAUGCUCAAUGUAUACAGAUUGUAUGUGCUAUAAAGGAAUUAGCAAAGCAGGGUGGUAGCGAUUGCCAUGCUCAGAUCCUUUGUGGAGACUUUAACUCUGAAGAGACCAGUCCCGGAUACAAACUAGCCAUGGAAGGUUAUAUUACUGACGAAGUUCUCAAGCAGCUACAGGCUCUAGAGAAUCUAGAGAUGCCGGAUUCAAGUAAGGCAGCACUUGUUAACCACCUUUGGAGAGCAUUCCAGCACACAUCAGACCUGAGGAGUGCCUACCAGUCAGCACAGGGAUGUGAACCAUCGGUGACUUCCUACAACCGGGUGAUGCUGGCAGCAGUUGACUAUAUCUUCUAUUGCGGCAGCAAUCUUCACAAUGUUGGGGUACUAGAGACAGCCAAAGAGGGCAACAUCAAAGCCACAGGCGGUAUCCCUGACCGUCUCUUUCCAUCAGAUCACGUCUCCAUAAAAGCAGUCUUCGCAUUUUCAUAAUCGCCGUUACAGAUAUUCACUCAUUUCAUCACAUCCAUCAACUUCAGCAAGGAAUGAAGGAUUGGAUACAGCUAAACUGGUCUGGAUACAAGUCAUUGGAGCAUGACAGCAUAAUCAACCUCAUUUAUGUUGUAUUCAAACCAACUCUCAUUCAUCCUUAUCGUCUUCAUCAUCAGACUGAUCUUCCAGUGCAGUAAAAACUUUUGAACUACUUGGUACAGCACCACAAAGUUUUAAAAGCAAAUUGACAUUUUGAAAAGGUCAUAUAUGAAUAGAACUAUUGCCUAAACUCAUGUUCAGGAAGAAAGAACCAAUGAUCUAUACACAGUUGUUUUGUAAAACCUAUUUUAAUUCUUGUUAAAAUUAAUUGCCAAAUAAAUUUUUAAACCAGUUGAUA